AUGGCUCCUACCUCCCAAGGCUCGUCCUCGCGCUCUAACGACGGCGACUCGCGCAAUCCUCCCCCUUCCUCGUCCUCAUCUCGCGCCCCACCAUCCGCGUCCUCUUCCUCCUCAUCCUCCCGCCCAGCCGGUCCCUCCUCUCCAUCAGGCGUUCGCUUCAAUGACCCCAGACCAGAUACAGGCCGCGCCCGCGCUCAAAGCAACGUCGGAGCCAAGUUGUUGAAGAAGCGGCAGAGUGUCGCGUACAGCGCUCAUCCGGCAUACGAGGCAGGCUCUGUACCGGCUGUUCCCAGCUUGCCAAAGCUAGGACCGGUCGCUGGGUCGGUCGAGCGGGUCCCAACGCCGACGGGAAUGGGAGGAGGCGCGGCUGUCUUGCCAGGUCUUGCACCUUUCGCGGCGAGGGCACCCUCGCCAGCAGCGCAGAUCGGAGCAUUGGCAGUGAAGGAGCGGCAGGAGCAGCCUCAGGCGCAGGCGCAACCCCUUUCGGCGCGGAACGAGGCAGAGAGUCAGCUACUCGCGACGGGACUCGAUGUCGACCAGCUUGCAAGCGAGGGCUUCAAGCCGGAAGACUUUCUGAAGCAGAACCUCCCAGGCGGACGAAGCGACGCACCGGCUCAGAUGGACGACCUGCGGCGACUGAAAGGCCGUCUCGAGGGUGCGAUGAAGAUUGCGGAGACGGAGCUGCAGAAGAGCGUCUUCAACAACUACGCCGACUUUGUGCUCAUCUCGAAAGAGAUCGCGACGCUCGAGAACGAGAUGAUCGAGCUGAAGGGCGUCUUGGAGGAAUGGCGAGCGGUGCCGGAGUUGCUCGAAGGCGGUUCGGGGGACGAUGACUUGCUCAUGGGCGGCGCCGCUGGCCGACGCGCCCAACGCAACUCGAUCGCCGACCUCGCAACCCUCUACAAAUCGCAGCUCUCUGCUCUCUGGGAGAACGUCGAAGGCUCGCAAAAGUUCCUCCCCUACACGCCCGGCCGACACAUCAUCACCGAAGCGCCCUCUUUCGUCGAGCUCAACCCGGCAACGUACAAGCCUAGACAGCCUGUCCACCUCGUCUUGCUGAAUGACGCGAUGCUCGUCAGCGUCAAGAAACGGAGAGGACCGGGCAUAGGUGGACCCGUCAGGCUUGUCGCGGAAAGGUGCUUCAACCUGAGCGAGAUUGUGGUGGUCGACUUGAAGGAUGGCGGAGACCUGCAGAACGCCGUUAAGAUCAAGCGCGGCAAGGAGACGAUCAUCUUCCGAACGGACAAGCCCGAGGAAAAGAAGAUGCUCCUCCUCGCCUUCAAGAAGGUCGCCGAGGAGCUGAUGAACAAGAAGCGGAAAGAGAUGCUGAAUGAGGCAGAGGCUCGAAAGGGCGACCCAUCGAGCCUGCGAGGCUACCGCGACUACGAUGGCUCUUUCUCCUCGUCCAACUUCAACCCCGCCGCAGCACUUGGCCUCGUCUCGGGCGACGUGCCGAGUCGAGACCUGUCCUGGAUUGGCGACUUCUCCGACGAGCUCGCAGUCGACAUCUCGACGCGGGAGUUUGAGGAUGCUGUCGUGCUCAUCGAGAAGGGCAAGUCGAUCCUCCCCAAGAUCAGCGGCGACGCGCACGCCUCUCAGCUCUUCCGCUCCAAACUCGACUCCCGUACCUCCGAACUCGUCUCCGCCCUCCUGAACGACCUCUCCGACCACUCAAUCCGCAAAUCCGGCGUCGUGCGAACCACCUCCUGGCUUCUCCGUCUCGGGCAGGGCGAGCGCGCCCGCGAGACGUUCCUCAGCGCUCGCGGUGCACUCGUGAGGAAACGCGCGAGGCAGAUCAAGUUUGAAGGAGACAUCAGCAUGUACAUCUCGGAGCUUGCGAUGGUUUGCUUCACGCUCAUCAAGAAUACGUGCGAGUGGUACAUGGCGGCUUUCAAGGACAACUCGAUGGCUUCCGGCUUCGUACGGUGGGCGAGCGAGCAGGUUGAGAUCUACGCCGAGACGUUCCGACGACAAGUCUACGGCGCAGACCAGAACGGCAAGGUCAUCGAGGAGUCGCUCGAGGUGACCAAGGCGCACGGCGCGAUGUUGCGCGAUGUCGGUCUCGACUUCACCUUUCUUCUCGACGGCCUCUUACGACCCCAAAGACCAAACACCACGACCGCACGCUCAUCCUCCUCCUCCACCCGUUUGCGCGACGAUGCCCUCUCCGGCUCACACCUCCGCCCUCCCAAAUCCUCUGCUUCAGCAGCGCCCACCUCAGCCGUGGCGAUGGCGCGACAGAGUAUCUUCCUUCAGCAGGGCCAGGCGGGCGUGGGAAACGGCGUGCCGAGACCGAAGGAGGUGCUCAAGGCGGAGGGGGAGGACGGGAGAGGGAGACCUGCGAGUGGGGCAGGAUUUGCGAGAGAUGAUGCGGUUGGACAGGCGCAGUAG
Messenger RNA from Rhodotorula toruloides NP11, 2391 nucleotides. RefSeq names its product exocyst complex component, exo84 subunit. The record is from RefSeq and is a predicted model, not a curated record. Lineage: Eukaryota; Fungi; Basidiomycota; Microbotryomycetes; Sporidiobolales; Sporidiobolaceae. Gene Ontology annotation, cellular component: exocyst. The transcript has 9 exons. Gene Ontology annotation, biological process: intracellular protein localization; Golgi to plasma membrane transport; exocytosis. Bases 1 to 2391 code for a protein of 796 amino acids.